This is a messenger RNA of Sparassis crispa, 1170 nucleotides long. RefSeq lists its product as hypothetical. The transcript is spliced from 7 exons. The record is from RefSeq and is a predicted model, not a curated record. Lineage: Eukaryota; Fungi; Basidiomycota; Agaricomycetes; Polyporales; Sparassidaceae. Bases 1 to 1170 code for a protein of 389 amino acids.
AUGUAUCCCCUCGAAGAAAUCGCACUCGCUGUACUGUCGUGUUCACCCUUGCCAGUCGUCUUCGCCUCUUCAAGCUUCAACUUCAAGUCCAAACCACUCCGAAGGAAUUGUCAAUUCAAGUACAGAUGCAUUGCUAGGCUUCCAGACAUGUCGUUCACCGACAGUGCACCUGCAGCUCCUAUCAGUAGUGCCCCCAGACCCGACUUCACAGGGCAUGAAGACAUUGCUGCAGCCUGCGGUGUGACUGUCGGGAAGCGUCCGAAGAAGGGGAAAUCCAAACGCCCUGUGGACCCGUACACCGUCCUCCCAGCGCCCUCCCCGACAUACAUACAACUGCACUUCCAGCUCGCCCACUUCGAAGGUGUCUACCGCGUCGCGCGGCUUCCGCUCACCUUCACGUUUGCGAACCUCUACCGCUUCGUGCUCUUCACCUUCGGAUGGUCUGGAAUGCAUCUGCACCGUGCCGACGUCUGCACGAACGUCGUGAUGUACUCCCCAAAGGAGGGGCGCAAUCGCCAGAUCAAGAAGUACGGCGUCAACCCCCCACCUGAGCCAGACAAGAACAAGGACCUCAAAGGGUGGUGGGAGUGGUGGGAUAUUUGCCGCCAUAGGAAUAACAGUGCGAUCAUGCAGGUCGUCGCCUGCAGCAAGCGCAGGAAGAGGGCGAUUACGCACGAGUUUGGCGACGGCAUAUCCUGUGAAAUCAAACAGGACGAUGAAGUAAUCCUUGGCGACGUGUGGGGUCUAGAGACAGGUCGCAACGUCAGCAAGGGAGAGUGUGAGAAUGACAAGAUCGCAAUCAAAAUGGAUUACGAUCUUGGUGCGAGCUGGGAAGUCCAUAUUUCUGUGGAGCCUGACCAGGACGGUCGUUUCGGGUUCACUUACGAUCCGCCAAAUAACCUUCCGAUUAUAGUGACCGCAAAAGGCGCUCCUCCCGUUGAAGAUGAAGAUCCAGACUGUUUCUCCCGUGAUGAGCUGGACGGAGAGGACAAGGGGGUGUCCAAGCUGCUCUUUGCGCCGGACAGCUUCGCAAAGUACCUCGCCGGAGAGGUAGGCACAUGUGCCCGUGAGACAGAACUCGCUGUCUGGAAUUUCGCCGAAGAGCAUGUAAAUCAGGCGGCUGCAAAGGAGAAGGAAGAGCAGCUCAAGCAAGUGAAGGAGGAGAACUGA